AUGGCGGACGAAGAGRGUGAAGUUGAAAGUUUGAACUUUUUGCCCGAAAAUCUGCGCGAUUCUUUACUUGAUUUUCAAAAACAUGGCGUCCAGUUUGGGAUAAGGAACCAGGGAAGAUGCCUGGUUGGCGAUGAGAUGGGUCUGGGUAAGACUCUCCAAGCUCUUAGUAUUGCUUACUACUACAAGAAUGAUUGGCCUGCAUUGAUUGUGGUGCCAUCAUCAAUGAAAUAUCCAUGGAUUGAAGAGAUUGAAAAGUGGYUGACUGAUCUGGAACCUGGUGAUAUUAAUUUGAUACGAUCUGGUACAGAUAUAAGUAACAUUGCAACAUCCAAGAUUAACAUCCUCGGUUAUGGAUUAUGUAUCGAAAGAAAAAGUUCUCAUCUUCUUGUGAAUGCUUUGAAGGAACAGGCCUUCAAACUUGUAGUAUUGGAUGAGAGCCAUUAUCUUAAAAAUCGAACUACAGGCAGAACUAAGCUCCUUCAUCCUAUUGCAAAAUCAGCAAAGAGAACUAUUCUGCUAUCAGGAACUCCAUCUUUGGCAAGACCAGAGGAGUUAUAUGCUCAGCUAGAUAUGGUUCGUCCUGGGGAGUUUGGAUCAUUUUCCAACUAUGCAACUCGCUACUGUGAAGCGCAUUAUGAAUUCAUUGGCAAAAUAAGAAAGUGGAAUACAAGGGGUGCCUGUAAUUUAGAAGAACUCUAUAGACGUCUACACAAUGGUAUCAUGAUACGCAGACUCAAGAAAAAUGUUCUGACCCAGUUGCCUCCAAAAAGAAGACAAAAGAUUACAUUUGAUAUUCCAGAUUCUGAUUACAAAAAGGAUUUAUUGCAGGCCAAAAAUGAAUUCAAACAACAUCACCAGGUGCUUCAAAGCAAAGAAUCACAACAAAGACAAAAAACUGAAACUUUGUUUGAAUUAAAUAGACUCUCUACAGUACUUUACCAUUAUACUGGACUAGCUAAGGCUGGCUCAGUACAGCAAUACAUCUCUGAUCUCUUGGAUGGUAUGGAGAAUAAGUUCAUUGUGUUUUGCCGGCACAARCAAGUCGUUACUGCUGUAAUCCAACAACUUGCCAAAAAGAGCGUCAGAUACAUUUGCAUUGAUGGCAGUGUGGGUUGGUCUGCUAGAGGGGCUUUAGUUCAGCAAUUCCAAAACAACCCAAAUGUUCGUGUUGCUGUUCUUGCAAUUGARGCUGCAUCUUUUGGCAUUACAUUGACUGCUGCAGACCAUGUGGUGUUUGCAGAGCUUCACUACACCCCAGGGAUCAUGAUGCAAGCAGAAGACAGAGCACACAGGAUUGGUCAGGUCAAUGCCGUCAAUGUCCAUUAUCUUGUAGGUAGAGGGACUCUUGAUGAAGUCCUCUGGAGUAUGCUUAAACGCAAAAUAUAUGUGACAAGUAGUGCUCUUGAUGGUAAACUUGAUGARCUCCAUGCAGAGGAUGGUGAUGAACAAACUGCUAAACAAUUAUCUGCGUGUGCUGCUUGGCUGAAUGAGGAAACGGAAGAGGGUGAUGAAGAUUCAAGGACUUAUUUAUUUUCACAAACAAAAAGAAAAGCUACUAAGCAGAUCGAAGGGCAAAGUGAUUUACGAUCGUUUUUCACGCCGCCAAGUAAAACAUCACAAGACCUGACUGUUGAUUCAGAUGAUGAGUUAAUGGACAUUUCUCUAUCGGUGGAAAAGGCACAGUCCUCSUCAUCUUGCAAUAACAGUCCUUCAGUUAUUAUUAAUGAUAGCAGCGGAGAAGAAGAACUAUGUAACGAAGAUGACUUGGUCAGUAUGCUAGUAGAAGACAGCGACGAAGAUAAUGGUCCCUCUACAAAKCAAGAUAAUGAAGAAAACACCACCCCUACUCAAACCAAAGCGUCUUCYUCAAAUACUUCUCAAGAUCAUUCAGCAAUUAAAAAGUCAGUUCCAAGCAACGCUUGCCACCAUUUUUAUGAKUUCAGUGAGUACGUUGACAGCGAAGACAUCUUUCAGUCAUACAUACAAACUAGUAACGAUAUUGAAAAUGGUGGGCCGACUUCAGUUGACGAAGAAGAGGCGAGCUCAACGUCGUCAACAUUAACUUUAGACUCAGGGGAAGAGGAUUCAGCUGAAAAGACAAUAGGAGAUAAACUUUGUGACAAACAGGAAAAUAAAUGUGAUGGGAAGCAWUCAGUCAAAGAUUGCGAUAAAGAAGAACAAAUGAAAAAUAAAUCAUUCGAAGAAAAAAAGCAGCAACGGAACCCGUUUUCGUUGAAGCAAAAAGAUGCGAGCUCACCACUGGAAAGAAGAAGACGAGUGUUAGUAAAGGAAAAGACCACUGAGACCGAUUCUGACGAUGACGACUUUCUAUCGCCAAUGCCUAAGCCCAAGACAAACCUUUAUAACGUAGACUCUAUAUCCUUAGAUGCGGGUACAAGGAGAGAAGAAGACGAAACUUACUACACCGUCAAUGAAAGUUCCUCGGCUGCAUUUAACGCAAGUUCUUCCACGACAUGUAACGCAAGUUCUUCCACGACAUGUAACGCAAGUUCUUCCACGACAUGUAAUGGAAGUUCUUCCAUGGCAUGUAACGCAAGUUCUUUCAAGACAUGUAACGCAAGUUCUUCCAUACCAUGUAACGCAAGUUCUUCCACGACAUGUAACGCAAGUUCUUCCACGACAUGUAAUGGAAGUUCUUCCAUGGCAUGUAACGCAAGUUCUUUCAAGACAUGUAACGCAAGUUCUUCCAUACCAUGUAACGCAAGUUCUUCCACUAGAUGUAACGCAAGUUCUUCCACGACUUGUAACGCAAGUUCUUCCAUGGCAUGUAGCGCAAGUUCUUCCACGACAUGUAACGCAAGUUCUUCUACGACAUGUAACGCAAGCUCUUCCAACAAGUCUACUAACGCAAGCUCUUCCUGGUCGUGUAACGCAUGUACGUUCAUUAAUGACCCUCAGAUGGUUGAAUGUUCAAUCUGUUUUACUCUGUAA
This is a messenger RNA of Exaiptasia diaphana, 2952 nucleotides long. RefSeq names its product DNA annealing helicase and endonuclease ZRANB3. The transcript is spliced from 14 exons. Gene Ontology annotation, biological process: DNA repair; replication fork processing. The record is from RefSeq and is a predicted model, not a curated record. Gene Ontology annotation, molecular function: ATP binding; ATP-dependent chromatin remodeler activity. Lineage: Eukaryota; Metazoa; Cnidaria; Anthozoa; Actiniaria; Aiptasiidae. The coding region runs from base 1 to 2952 and encodes 983 amino acids. Gene Ontology annotation, cellular component: nuclear replication fork.